Molecule: messenger RNA, 4708 nt
Organism: Pangasianodon hypophthalmus (striped catfish)
Lineage: Eukaryota; Metazoa; Chordata; Actinopteri; Siluriformes; Pangasiidae
Product: histone-lysine N-methyltransferase PRDM9
Exons: 7
Coding region: 566-2407 (613 amino acids)
Cellular component (GO): nucleus
Molecular function (GO): protein binding; histone methyltransferase activity
Source: RefSeq, a predicted model, not a curated record
UAUAGCAUGCUAGCUGCACUGCUUUGCUAACACUUGUAUCAGGUGUGAGGUGUUUGUUUAUAAACAGGAAUUAACGGUUUAUUUUUCCUUUAAUUUAUACUCAUUAUUACAGAGAGGUCAUUAUAACUGUUCUGUGAACCCUAAUGGAGUUGGAGUUGCUAAUGAUUGAGUAGCUGAGGUUUUUUAGCUAAUCUUAUCAGUAUAAAAACGCGAUGUGAAGACUGAGAAUUAGAGGUAGAGGAACAUCACGCUCUGCGAGGAACAUCGAAACAUCUCGCUCUGCGAGGAACAUCGAAACAUCUCGCUCUGCGAGGAACAUCGAAACAUCUCGCUCUGCGAGGAACAUCGAAACAUCUCGCUCUGCGAGGAACAUCGCGCUCUGCGAGGAACAUCGAAACAUCUCGCUCUGCGAAGAACAUCAGCUCUGAGAGGAACAUCGAAACAUCUCGCUUUGCGAGGAACAUCGAAACAUCUCGCUCUGCGAAGAACAUCAGCUCCGAGAAACAUCACACUCUGUGAGGAACCAAGAACAGAAGACUCCGGACACUGCUGAAAGAAGAAGGAAAUGCAGCUGAGCAGCUCCAGCAGUGGCAGCAGUCUCGGUGACGGAUCAGACGCUGUUAAAGAUGAAGACUUCCUGUACUGUGAGGUCUGUAAAUCCUCCUUCGUGAAGGAGUGUGAGGUUCACGGGCCGCCUCUCUUCAUCCCUGAUACCCCUGUUCCCAUGGGGGUUGCUGAUCGAGCCAGACAAACCCUUCCAGCUGGUCUAGAAGUUCGGAAGUCCAGUAUUCCUGACUCGGGCCUGGGAGUGUUCAGUAAAGGGGAAACGGUUCCGGUUGGUGCUCACUUCGGGCCGUAUCAGGGCGAGCUGGUGGACAGAGAGGAAGCCAGCGCCUACUCUUGGGUGAUAAGCAGGAGCAGACAGUGUGAAGAAUACAUAGAUGCCAGAAACGAGAAUCGUGCUAACUGGAUGAGGUACGUAAAUUGUGCUCGUAAUGAAGAAGAGCAGAAUCUGGUGGCGUUCCAGUAUCGAGGAGGAAUUCUCUACCGCUGCUGUCAACCCAUCAAACCAGGACAAGAGCUCCUGGUGUGGUACGAAGAAGAGUAUUCCAAAGAUCACGACUUUACUUUGGAUUUCCUCAAGAAGAAAAAGUGCUCCGACGAUGAAAUGAAAGACACCUUAUUAUUGCAAGUCUUCUCCUGCUCCUUGUGUUCACUUUCCUAUUCAAGCCGAAUUUACCUCGACAACCACAUGAGGAGAUGCCACAAUGAGGAAUUUGUGAGACAGCAAAAAUCGGGACAGAUUAAAUAUGACGAUGAUGAUGAUGAUGAUAAUAAUAAUAAUAAUAAUAAUCUGAAGGCUGCAGAAAAGUCCACCAGUCAGCAAAUCUCUUCAUGUAGUCUCUCUCAUGGCCAGAAUCAGGAAGAGGUUUAUCACUGCUCCGAGUGUGGAAAGAGUUUUACUUCCCAGAGUAAUCUCAGGCGACACCAGCGCGUCCACACCGCAGAGAAACCAUAUGACUGCUCACAGUGUGGGAAGAGUUUUACAGAACAGCGUGCUCUCCAGCAACACCAGCUCCUCCACACAGGAGUAAAAUCAUAUCACUGCUCACAGUGUGGAAAGACUUUCAAUCACCUGAGCAAUUUCCAGCGACACCAGCGCGUCCACACGGGAGAGAAGCCAUUUCCCUGCUCUCAGUGCGGAAAGAGUUUUACUCAGAAGAGCCAUCUCAAACUGCAUCAGCGCAUUCACACGGGAGAGAAACCGUUUCAGUGCUCAGAGUGCGGGAAGAGUUUUACUCACCACUAUCCUCUCCAACAGCACGAGCGUACUCACACCGGAGAGAAGCCGUAUCACUGCUCGUACUGCGGGAGGAGUUUCAAUCAUCAGAGCUCUCUCAAAGAGCACCAGCGCAUCCACACGGGGGAGAAGCCGUACCGCUGCUCGGAGUGCGGCAAGAGCUUUACUCGCCUGAAGGGGCUCCAGCAGCACCAGCACACUCACACCGGAGAGAAACCGUUUCACUGCCGACAGUGUGGGAAGAGCUUCACGGAGCAGAGGACGCUCCGACGACACCAGCGCAUUCACACCGGAGAGAAACCGUAUCGCUGCUCUCAGUGCGGAAAGAGUUUCACUUACGACAGCAGUCUGCAGCGACAUCAGCAGGUCCACACCGGCGUGAAGCCGUAUUACUGCUUACAGUGCGGAAAGACCUUCACUCACCAGAGCGGUCUGCAGAGACACCAGCGCAUUCACACGGGAGAGAAGCCGUACCGCUGCUCACUGUGCGGCAAGAGCUUUACUCAAAACAGUCAUCGUAAACAACACGAGCGUCUUCACGCAGGGGGCAGUCUCGAUUACUCAAGCACCCUUAAGGCACAUAACUGUCCUAAUACGGAGAUGUGAUAAGAGCCGUAAUAUCAUAUCCAGUGUGGGGUCGGAAACUAGGACUACAGCAGGGCUUCUCAACCUUUCUUUGGCCAGAGACGCCAUUUUAAAGGUUCAGAGUUCUUGUAUUUUGUAGAGUUUCUAGCUUGAAAACAAGACCAUAAGCUAAUUUUUAUUUUAAAUAGCCGUUCUGCGUGCUGUCUCUGUCAGGCGUAAAGGCCACGUUCAUUAACAUGACAGCGUGUUGUAUUUUAAUAACAAUAAUCCGGCACUUUUUAUUUUUUAUUAUUAUUAAAUAUUCAAUACAUCAAGUUUAUAUGCUCUCUUCCUGUGACCACAUCUGCAUCUCAGGAGACCCCGAGGGUGAGAACCUCUGUAUGUGUGUCUAUUUGAACCUACUCUCUUUUCUUUAAGUGGAAGGUGCUGGAAUAAAAAACAGCUGUACGGUUUUAAUAAAUAUGCAAAAUUUUAUUGUACACAUUAUAGAAACAGUUAAAGUGGUUCCUGGCUGCACACAGUUUGAGAACUCCUGCACUACAGUACGAGUCUGUUUGUGUUUAACGAGCAGGAAGUGCGUUAGUUUUAAUGUGUUGUUUUAGUUAAUCAUCACUUUGUCCUGUAAUCUGUUAAUGUCUCAUUGUUAUAAACAGAUAUUUCUUUGUUGUUUUGUUUACGCUGAUUUGAGUUAAACCAGCACGGAUGAUAGGAAACUUGUAUGUUAGCAGUGGUUCAUUAGCCUCAUGGGACCGGGUUUACACUGUGCGAAAAAUCGUGCGAUAAAUUAUAAGAAUUCUUUGGCUGAGAGAUUUGAUUGGCGAUCGUGGUACGCACGUUUAGUGUCACUCCGACCAGAAACACUCGGCACCAAAGUACGUGUGAGUGUGAGAAACUUCUGACACUGACACACAGGACUUCAGCAGUUUUCCACCAACAGGACGAGGGCAGACUCACGGCACUGCUACAGAUACCGAUAAAUCUUAUUACACAGCUAAUCUUAAAACAGUCCUGAAAUCAUACCGUGUAAAACCAGCUUCAGAUGGGAUGUGACCAGAAUCUAACCUUUUUUUUUUUUUUGUGCCUUUAUGUUUUGCUUUUGGACAGUUUGCCAGAAGACCAUCAGCAGGUAACGGUUCAAAUAAUAGAGAAUAGAAUAGAGUUUUAUUUUUAUAUUUUUGCAGACAUCAGUGACUUAACAGUCAACUGAUCAACCCAGUGGUGACAUCAACAAACUACCUGAGAUGGAGGAAGAAGAGCCAGGACUCGGCAGGGGAAGUCCAUCUUCCUCAAACUGCGUUUAAAUAAUUUUUAAAAAAUAUUUGUUUAGAAGUUCAUACUAGUUCAUAAGGUUAUUAGUGUUCUAACUAAUAUUACUGUAGAUUAAGGAGACCACUGGUCACAGUCAUCAGAUUAGAGCAAUGGCCUGAAGACCUCAUGAUGCAAGAGGGAGGAUCCAGCCAGGAGCCAGGGCUUGUAGACCUCAGGUAGGAGCAGGAACCUGUGGGCUGCAGGAGCUUGUAGACCUCAGGUAGGAGCAGGAACCUGUGGACUGCAGGAGCUUGUAGACCUCAGGUAGGAGCAGGAACCUGUGGACUGCAGGAGCUUGUAGACCUCAGGUAGGAGCAGGAACCUGUGGGCUGAAGGAGCUUGUAGACCUCAGGUAGGAGCAGGAACCCCAUGAUUGUGGAGUUAAGAUCAUCACCAUCGUAAAAACUCACCUUGCAGAAAAAAUAUUAGAACCCAGUAGAACUUUCUAGUAGUUCCAGAUCAUGUGUUUAAUGGUCUGUAAUGGUAGUUUAAUAGGUUUUGUUUCUGAUGGUUAUGAUGCACUGAUGUUCUGGUGACACUGAGCAGUAACCAGUCUCUUUCUGCAUAUUUGCCCCCUAAUAAAUAAUAUUUACACUCAGAUAAAUUGCUUACAUGAUAUAAUCACCCCUGUAUUACCACUAGAGGGCGUCGGAAUACUAAUCAUGCACCUUGGCCAGCGUAUUUGUUCACACCUGUUGAUAUAUUCAUUCACUGUCCGUAUAAAAACAACCCGUUAGUCAGCGUUUGUCAUCUUCUAGAGCGAUUCUAACGUUAGUGCUGUCUAGUUUUUUACAUUGCUCUUUCCUGCACCGUUUGUUUUGUUGUUGUUUUCCCUCUUUCUUCUGAUUGUUCUGAUGUUCUACAACACAUUGGGGUCAUCACAGCUUUGUAGGAUUGGUGCAGAGAAUUAAAACAGUAAUCUGUUCAUUAAACUGUUAUAAUGGAAUUUUAUCCUGUGUUCAGAAGUUGCUGAAAUUUUAUAUUUUAAAUACCAAACAAAUGUAUUUAUGUUGA